AUGGCGAAACUUCGCCGUUCGCUAGAAGAACGCCGUCAAUUGCUACAACCAUGUAAAGCCAGACGCAUGGCGGAAGUGGUAGGCGGGACAACAGCCGAAGUAACGGCUGUUUGCUGCUGCUUCCCAUGCGCAGCGGUCGAUUUCACGUUUUUGACAAUGUACAAGGUCCCGGCGGGUAUGUGUAGGAAUGCUAUUAUGCGAAGGAGGCACCGGCCGAGGCUGAUGAUGCCCCGAAAUGGGAAAGAAAGGCGGGUCAAGACGCAGCUGGAGAUGCAUCCUGCGGUCGUGGCUGCGUUACAGAGGUUUGUGAAGCCGGAGAUGGAUAAAGAUAUGUUGGCAUUGGAGGAUGAAAUGUGGAAGAAGUUUGCUGAUAGUGGAUUUUGGAGGGGUACAAGAGAGGAUUGA
This is a messenger RNA of Helianthus annuus (common sunflower), 405 nucleotides long. RefSeq lists its product as uncharacterized. The transcript has a single exon. The record is from RefSeq and is a predicted model, not a curated record. NCBI's taxonomy places the organism in Eukaryota, Viridiplantae, Streptophyta, Magnoliopsida, Asterales, Asteraceae. The coding region runs from base 1 to 405 and encodes 134 amino acids.